CGACAACAAUCGAACAAAAUGACCACCUGCAUGCAGCUUGCGGCGUGCCAAAAUCGGAGACGGAUCCAACGCAAAGAGGGGACAAGGAAAAGAAAGAAAGCGGACCUGCGCAACACUACUGUACAGUACCGGAUCGUACCUACACCGACCAAUGUAUCCUGUUCAGCCAAUGGCAGGCGUUCAGAAUUCAAGGUGGGACGGCUGUGCAGGGUGGCGUCGCUCGCCAAGAGAACGUUGUCUGUGCACUAG
Molecule: messenger RNA, 249 nt
Organism: Pyricularia oryzae 70-15
Lineage: Eukaryota; Fungi; Ascomycota; Sordariomycetes; Magnaporthales; Pyriculariaceae
Exons: 2
Coding region: 19-249 (76 amino acids)
Source: RefSeq, a predicted model, not a curated record